UUCUAGUGAAAAUAGUGACUGCGCACAAGCUUAUUCUACAAAUAUUCCGACACAGAGAGAAGAGAAGAGAGAGAGGAGAGAGACUAUUUUUCUUUCCUAAAAAGAGUUGUGAAUGUUCAGAGGAUAAUUGUAUGACAUGUCGGUUUGUGUUUCUUGAGAGAAUUAGAUUAUAGUUAUAUGGCUGAAAGGAAGAUAGGACUGGACCACCACAUUAAGAAGGUUCUUACAGUUGAGAUGGUUGGUGACAGUGAUUCUUUUUUCUUGAUCACUUGGAGAGAGACCCAUUUUGAAGCUUUCUAAAUCAUGAGUAAUCUCCACCAAAUUAUGGUUUUCUUCUUAUGAAUAUAUCUGAAAAUGGGUUUCAUUUGGGUUUCCAGAAAAAAGGAAAAGUUGCAUGUAGUUUCAUCUAUCAUGUGAUUCUUUUUAGCUGUUAGUUGGAAGCUUGUAGAGUAUUAGUAGGAAUGAUUCAAAGGGCUGUUUUUUGAUAUCUCUUUUGCUUGAAGUAUGAUGAUUUGUGGACAAGUAAUGGAGCCUACAAAUCAGAAAUCUAUUGAGAGAGUUGUUUCACAGAAAGCUAUUCAGAUGGGUAACUCAUUCCCAUGCCAAAUUUGUGUGGUGGGAUUUCUCUGUGGGGUUUGUCUCACCACAUUGUUUCUGGCUGCUCUUACUUCAUUUGGGACUUUUGAGUAUGGUGGGAUUUCGUUUUCAACAUUUGCAACUGGAAUUUCCAAGUCGAAUUCAAGUUCAGAACUUGUCAAUGUGAUUGCCAGUGGAGAUUGCAACAUAAAGCCAAAUGAAAUAGAAAGGAUGAUGUAUUCACAAACUAGUAUAAACUUUAGAGUUGCUGAGAAAGUUCCCUUACUUUACUCAGCUUGGAAUGAUUUACCAACUAAAUUUAUAAAUCGGGAAGGUGAGUUCUCACAAAGUGCUGGCUCGGGCAGAUCAAAUGUACCAAACCCUCCUCACUUGGAGAACUGCAAGUUGCGUGCCGAAGUAGACCAGCAUCUCGAUAACCGUGUUGAGAAUGAGAACUUCCCUCCAUGGACUAUCUGGAAGGGAAUGUUAAAUAACUUCCUCUUAGUAUCGACUGAUGAGCAGCUGAGGCACUAUAGGCAUCAAGCCAUGUCCGAAGGUGCUUAUCCACCCUGGAUCACGGGAUCAGAUGAAGAAAAUUAUCCCUUUACGAGGAAAGUGCAACGCGACAUUUGGCUCCAUCAGCAUCCAUUGAACUGCAGUGAUCCUAGUGUUAAAUUUCUAGUUGCUGACUGGGAGAGAUUACCCGGAUUUGGUAUCGGCGCCCAGUUUGCUGGAAUGUGUGGUCUUCUUGCCAUUGCAAUGAAAGAGAAUAGAGUACUUGUUACAGACUACUACAAUAGGGCUGACCAUGAUGGUUGUGAAGGUCUGUCACGCUCUAGUUGGUCUUGCUACUUCUUUCCAGAAACAUCUGAAGAAUGCCGUCACCAUGCUUUUGAGCUUAUGCAGAGAAAAGAAGCAUGGGAAAAAGGAAUUAUAACAAGAAAAGACAAUUAUACUUCUAAAGAAAUAUGGGCUGGUCGAACUCCUAGGAAAUGGGGUAAUCGUUGGAGUUAUCUGCAGCCAACAACAGAAGUAAAUGGAAGUCUGAUUGCCUAUCAUCGAAAAAUGGAUCGGAGGUGGUGGAGAGCGCAGGCUAUGCGCUAUCUAAUGAGGUUUAAGACUGAGUACACAUGCAACCUACUAAAUAUUGCACGGCAUGCAGCAUUUGGGUGGGAAGCUGCAAAAAUAGUUGCUGCAACUCCUGUUGAAGAAUUGCAAGAGGAUGUCGGAGACAAAUCUAGAUAUGACAUUGAAGAAUUUGUUUGGUCAAGUCAUAAGCCAUGGAUCCCUAGGCCGUUGUUAAGCAUACAUGUGAGAAUGGGAGACAAGGCAUGCGAAAUGGAGGUGGUAGAAUUCGAAGUGUACAUGCAACUUGCUGACCGCAUUAGAAAGCGUUUUCCUCAUCUUAACAGCAUCUGGCUCUCCACUGAAAUGCAGGAAGUGAUUGACAAAUCAAGAUCGUAUGCCCAUUGGAAAUUUUACUACACGAAUGUGACACGACAAGUGGGGAACAUGACUAUGGCAACUUAUGAAGCCAGUCUUGGCAGGGAAACCAGCACCAACUAUCCUCUAGUUAAUUUCUUGAUGGCCACUGAAGCUGACUUCUUCAUUGGAGCAUUAGGUUCUACAUGGUGCUUUCUCAUAGAUGGAAUGAGGAACACCGGAGGAAAAGUAAUGGCUGGGUACUUGAGUGUCAACAAAGAUCGGUUCUGGUAGGGAGUUUUGUAAAUCUGCCAGCUUGGAGUAAUUUGGGAUAAUUAGUGGCUUGGCAACUUCAAUGUGAACAAUGAGUAAAUAUUCACGUCAUCACUUCUUGGUGUCACCGUCUAAUAACAAAAACUGUGUGCGGGGGAAGGAGAUAUAUGUAUAGAUUACAUAUCUCCACACGACCCAAGAAUAUCCAACACAAGAUGCAGCAACUUGCCCACUACACUGUGUGGAGUGAUAUUUUACUCGAGGAGAAGGAUGGUUCUGCCGACACCUAAAGAUGGCUAUCAACCACAUGGGUGCUAUAUUACUUGUGAUAUGGGUGUUCAAUUGUGUGGGUCACUCUGUUUUCAAAGACUAAACAGUACAAAGCUUCCUACUGGUAGCAGCAUGUAAAUGUGUACAAUCUUUGUUUAAUUGUUUUUGGGUCAUAUUCGUAUAUACGUUAUAUAUAUUACUUUUUGCUGUUUUUGUUCUCAUAAUAAUCAAGUGC
This is a messenger RNA of Ilex paraguariensis (yerba mate), 2776 nucleotides long. NCBI's taxonomy places the organism in Eukaryota, Viridiplantae, Streptophyta, Magnoliopsida, Aquifoliales, Aquifoliaceae. The record is from the annotation of a GenBank genome assembly.